This is a messenger RNA of Daucus carota subsp. sativus, 3887 nucleotides long. Its product is annotated as topless-related protein 4. The record is from RefSeq and is a predicted model, not a curated record. Lineage: Eukaryota; Viridiplantae; Streptophyta; Magnoliopsida; Apiales; Apiaceae. Gene Ontology annotation, biological process: regulation of DNA-templated transcription. The transcript has 26 exons. The coding region runs from base 181 to 3576 and encodes 1131 amino acids. Gene Ontology annotation, molecular function: protein binding.
GCCCCUAUAUAUAUCUCUCUUGACUCUCUCACCAAUUCUCGCACUAGUGUUGAAAAUAAAAUUAUUUUAAUACCGAAAUUGCAGUGAUAAAAACGAGUUGCGUCUUCAUCGGACCACUACAACUCGCUAUAUCCUCGCGUUCGAUCUCGACUGGGGAUUGUGUUGAUAGAGGGGGCAGAGAUGUCUUCGCUUAGCAGAGAGCUUGUGUUUCUCAUACUUCAGUUCUUGGAUGAGGAGAAAUUUAAGGAUACAGUCCAUAGGUUGGAGAAGGAAUCAGGGUUUUAUUUUAAUAUGAAGUAUUUCGAAGAUACGGUGACGAAUGGAGAAUGGGAUGAAGUUGAAAAGUAUCUGUCUGGGUUUACUAAGGUUGAUGAUAAUCGGUACUCUAUGAAAAUAUUCUUUGAGAUUCGGAAACAGAAGUACCUGGAAGCUUUGGAUAAGCCUGACUACGGGAAGGCGGUGGAAGUUUUAAGGAAGGAUUUGAAAGUCUUUUCCACAUUUAAUGAUGAUCUUUUUAAGGAAAUUACUCUGCUCUUGACACUGCCAAAUUUUAGGGAGAAUGAACAACUCUCGAAAUAUGGCGAUACUAGUCAAGCAAGGUCUAUAAUGCUCGGGGAGCUGAAAAAGUUGAUAGAGGCAAAUCCACUUUUUCGAGAUAAACUUCAGUUUCCCACUUUGAAAAACUCAAGAUUGCGGACGUUGAUAAAUCAGAGUUUAAAUUGGCAGCAUCAGCUCUGCAAGAAUCCGAAGUCUAACCCUGACAUCAAAACCCUAUUUGUGGAUCAUUCAUGUGGCCAAGCAAAUGGUGCCCGGGUUCCCUCUCCUGUGACCAAUCAGCUUAUGGGAUCCAUGCCUAAAGUAGGUGGUUUUCCGCCUCUAGGUGCUCAUGGUCCAUUCCAGGCUUCACCAGCCUCUAUUACUGCCUCUCUCGGAGGAUGGAUGGCUAACCCUUCCACCAUGCCGCAUCAAGGAAUUCCUGGAGGUCCAAUAAGCUUAAGUGCUCCUAAUAAUGCUGCAUCUAUGCUGAAGCGUCCUAGGACUCCUACUACUAAUCCAGCAAUGGAUUAUCAUACUGCAGAUUCUGAUCAUGCACUGAAGAGAGCUAGGCCUUUUGGAUUAAUGGAUGAGACUUCGCAGGGCAACAAUCUUCCUAUCAAUAUUUUACCUGUCACAUAUCCCAGCCAGACCCAUCCUAACACUUCAUAUUCGUCUGAUGACUUGCCAAAGACUGUUCUUGCCAAUUUGAACCAAGGUUCUGCUGUCAGAAGCAUGGAUUUCCAUCCGGUGGAACAAACUCUUCUUCUUGUGGGGACGAACAUAGGUGAUAUUGCAGUGUGGGAAGUAGGUAGCAGGGACAGACUUGCUUUUAAGAAUUUCAAAGUAUGGGACCUUGGGUCAUGUUCAGUGAUUCUACAAGCAUCGUUAGCGAAUGAAUAUACUGCAUCAGUCAACCGUGUGAUGUGGAGUCCUGAUGGCACAUUACUUGGUGUUGCUUACUCUAAGCACAUAGUGCAUAUAUAUUCUUUCCAUGGGGGUGAUGAAUUGCGGAACCGCCUAGAGAUUGAUGCUCAUGUUGGUAAUGUUAGUGAUCUUGCUUUUUCACACCCCAACAAACAACUUUGCAUUAUAACUUGCGGAGAGGACAAGGCUAUCAAGGUAUGGGAUGUUGCAACAGGCGCUAAGCAGUUCACGUUUGAGGGUCACGAGGCACCUGUCUAUUCUGUAUGCCCCCAUCAUAAGGAAAACAUUCAGUUCAUUUUUUCAACAUCUGUCGAUGGGAAGAUCAAGGCCUGGCUAUAUGACAAUUUGGGUUCUCGAGUUGAUUAUGACGCACCAGGACAAUCUUGUACAAGAAUGGCCUAUAGUGCUGAUGGGACAAGACUUUUUUCAUGUGGGACUAGUAAAGAUGGAGAAUCCCAUAUUGUUGAAUGGAAUGAAAGUGAAGGUGCUGUCAAGCGAAGUUAUGUUGGUCUUGGGAAGCGAUCCAUGGGUGUUGUUCAAUUUGAUACAACGAAGAACAAGUUUUUGGUUGCGGGGGAUGAGUUUGUUAUCAAGUUCUGGGAUGUGGAUAAUGUUAACCUCUUGAUGACUACUGAUGCAGAUGGUGGAUUACCGGCUUCACCUUGCAUCCGAUUUAGCAAAGAAGGCAUACUUUUGGCUGUUUCAACAAGUGAGAAUGGCGUGAAAAUAUUGGGGAAUGCUGAAGGUCUUCGUCUUGUUCGUACAGUUGACAAUCGGGCACUUGAUGCUUCUAGGAUUUCUGGAAAUGUUGCAAAGUCACCUGUUAUCGGAGCAUAUGGUGCUUCCAGUUUGUCCGCUGUACCAAACAUUGGUGCAAUGGAAAGAAGUGCACCAGUUACAGCUAUUGUGCCGCUAAAUGGAGACAGUCGAUCUUUGCCUGAUGUAAACCCCAGGAUAACUGAUGAAAUGGAGAAGUCUAAGAUUUGGAAGCUGGCAGAAAUCAAUGAACAAGCUCAACUUCAGUCGCUCAGACUUCCUGACAUUUUAUUAUCAGUACGAAUUGCCAGGUUAAUCUAUACAAAUUCAGGAGGGGCCAUAUUGGCUUUAGCAUGUAAUGCUGUGCACAAACUUUGGAAAUGGCAGAGAAAUGAACGGAAUAUGAGCGGAAAGGCAACUACUAAUGUCCCACCACAGUUAUGGCAACCUUCAAGUGGCAUACUAAUGACCAACGAUAUUAGUGAAACAAAACCGGAAGACGCCGUCCCUUGUUUUGCUCUUUCAAAGAAUGAUUCAUAUGUCAUGUCUGCCUCCGGAGGAAAAAUUUCUUUGUUUAACAUGAUGACAUUCAAGACUAUGACAACAUUUAUGCCCCCACCUCCUGCUGCAACAUUUCUUGCCUUCCAUCCACAAGAUAAUAACAUUAUUGCAAUUGGCAUGGAGGACUCUUCAAUACAGAUUUACAAUGUUCGGGUUGACGAGGUGAAAAGCAAGUUAAAAGGUCAUCAGAAGAGGGUUACUGGGCUUGCAUUUUCCAAUGUUCUAAAUAUUCUUGUAUCAUCAGGAGCUGAUGCUCAGAUUUGUGUUUGGAGCAUGGACGGAUGGGAGAAGCAAGCCAGUAAAUUUUUGCAGAUUCCUGCUGGUCGAGCACCAAACCCUCUUGGGCAGACCCGUGUACAGUUUCAUCAAGACCAAACUCAUGUGCUGGUUGUCCAUGAAACUCAGCUAGCACUUUAUGAGGCGCCAAAGCUUGAUUGCAUUAAACAGUGGCUUCCCAAAGAAUCAAAUGGCUCAAUCACUGAUGCUACGUAUUCAUGCGACAGCCAGGCAGUAUAUGCGGCUCUUGAGGACGGGAGCAUUAAUGUCUUUACUGCCACAGCGCUCAGUCUGAGGUGUCGGAUUAGUCCCACAGCUUAUUUACCUGCGAAUCCAAGCUCUAGGGUGUAUCCGCUUGUCAUCACAGCUCAUCCAAAUGAUCCUAAUCAGUUCGCUUUGGGACUUAAUGAUGGUGGCGUUCACGUUCUUGAACCUUUGGAAUCAGAGGGAAGGUGGGGCACCGUGCCUCCUAAUGAAAAUGGUGCAGGCCCUAGUACAAACCCUGCUGUAGCCAGUUCGUAACAACUCCUAUCAAAGUGAACUGUAUAUACCUCAUGCUCCCCAAGACUGUUACAGGGGAAUUAUAGUUAGAAAUGGAACGUUGUAGGAUGCAGAGAUCUGACUCCGGCGUAGUGUUAAAUAUAGAAUCUGUUGCAAGCCGUGUGCUUGGUGAAGUCUCUCCUUGCUAGAACUACAAUAGUUUAAUAAGAAAAGGUCAAAAAAACUUCGAACUAGGGAAGGGAUACUUAUCAAGUUAUCAUACUUGAUGCUUUUAACAGAUUAUAAACUCUAAAGUUUUUGGUUUCAAAUUUUGUGAUUCCUAUUUUUGUACA